Diceros bicornis minor is the source of this 4630-nucleotide messenger RNA. RefSeq names its product autophagy related 7 (gene ATG7). Gene Ontology annotation, molecular function: Atg12 activating enzyme activity; Atg8 activating enzyme activity. The transcript is spliced from 19 exons. Gene Ontology annotation, cellular component: cytoplasm; phagophore assembly site. Lineage: Eukaryota; Metazoa; Chordata; Mammalia; Perissodactyla; Rhinocerotidae. Bases 2060 to 4189 code for a protein of 709 amino acids. Gene Ontology annotation, biological process: C-terminal protein lipidation; cellular response to nitrogen starvation; autophagy of mitochondrion. The record is from RefSeq and is a predicted model, not a curated record.
UGGCUUUUGGAGGCCUGGCGGGAAAAGGCGAGCUCGGCGAUGAGGGCGAGGGUCGCGGCGGGUCUCAGGAUCCUCCUCUGCCCGUGCCUGGGCUGUCUGUCUCCAGGGAGUCGCUGACUGCGGCUCUCGCCCUCGUCCAGUCACGUUCCCUCAGACUGGUUCAGCCGGGGUGCUCGGACAGGACGCUGCUGUCCUGUCUCUGGCGGGGAGUGCCCCGAAUCUCCGUUGUUGGAGCCCUGGAGACAGACGCCUGGGUUCUGGUCCUGGCUUUGCCUGCCACGGUCUGCUGUGUGGCUGUGGCGCAUCCCUCCCCUUGCUGAGCCUCUCUUCCCUCAUCUGUGAUGUGGGAGUGAUAACACGUCAUUGGUGAGGCGAGGAGGUUCAGUUAAGGCAGCUCGAAGGGCUUUUCUGAUCCAAGGUGCUCGAUUUCUUGGUUUGGUCCGGAUGCUACAGACUUGAAUGCUUGAUCAGUCAGGUUAGGUAAAUGUGGGUGUAAGAAAAUUUUAUGUCAGUCAAACUUAUUUUUACUGAAUUGAGUUUUAUGAGCGCAAUACUAACAUAUUGAAGAAAUGAACCCAGAACUUCAGUGUGUGUGUGUGCGUGCGGGCACGUGCAAUCCCUUGAUUUUUAAACACUAAUGACUAAUGAUUUUUUAAAAAGCAUUGGCAAGUGAUAGAAAACAUUUUUUUAAAUUGCGCCUGUAACCAGGCGUAUCUGUGGCUGCCAGUUUGGGGCCUCUGGAUCCCAGGCUCCCUUUCCCACUGAAUACUUGGAUUUCUUUUGUGGCACCCCCGCUCGCUGGUUAAAUUUCUUCAGUGACAGAAAGCUCACUACUUUUGGCCUUACUCCUGUUUGGUCUGCCCCCAGCUCUGACUCAUAACAAGUCGUAUGCAGAGCUGAAAGCGGUUCCCUAGUGAUCUCAGCUGGUUGUCCCUCUUUCAGGCUCUUGGGCUCUCCCUUCACGGAAUUGCCCCGCACAUCUUUGAAAGCUGCUAGUUUGUCUUCCUCUUCCCACCUUUUCUUUUCCAGGCUAAGCAUAUUUAAUUUAUUUAGCCACAGUAAACUCCACAUAACUGAGAAUUUUGACUUGUUUUAUUUGUAGUUGUAUCCCUGGCGUAUAGAACAGUGCCUGACAUAUUAUAUAUGCUCAGUAAAUAUUUGCUGAAUGAGUGAAUAAAGCAAAUAUUUGAGUGCCUGUUAUGUGCCGGGCAUUAUUGUAAGCACCAGUGAUGUAGUGGUAAAAUAAGGCAAAAAAACAGCCCUGUUUCAUGGACCCUACUUUUGAUGGUAGUGGUGGCGACUGUUGUGAUUGUCAAUAAAUACGAUACUUUUAAUGGUUGGCAGGUGUUUCAGAUCCUGAUGGAUGCUACGAAAAAAAGAAAUGGUAACAGCGUGGAGAGUAACUGAGGGGAAGCAGAGGGAGCUCUUUUUAAAGCUAGCUGAUCAGGGAUGACUUCUCUGAGGAGGUGACGUUUGAUCUAACACCGGAAUGAAGAAAAAGCCAUACUUGUGAAGGCUCAUCUUGCCUAAUUGUUCCCCCAUCCCCCACCUCUGUGCUCUAGUCUUGUUAAACUGCCUACAGGCUGUGUCUCACCUACAGUCCUUUGUUUCUGCUGCCUAGAACAUCUCCCUUCCCCCUCUUUUCUUGGCCAGCUCCUCCCUGCCCCUCAUGUGACAUGGUUUAGAAACCCUUUAAAGAGCUGAGAACUGGGCUUGCAUUCAACCACAAGGUCCCUUUUUUCUUCCCAGCCAGCUUCUCGUAAUAGAGAAUAAGCAUAAAUAUUUAUUGAGCUUUUGCUCUGUGCCUGGCACUGCUCUGCAAGUGGAAACAUGAAAGUGAGUAAGAUACACAUCCAUGUCCUCAAGGAGUUUACUUUUUUUUAAGUCAAGGAGGUAGACAACAGCACUAUGGUAUGAAGCUGUUGUUGAAGUUUGCUGGAGAAGGACUUAGCAUGCUCAGGCUAAGUCAGGCUGAGGCAUCAGAGAAGGCUUCUGUGAGGAGAUGUUGCUUUAUCCAAGUCCUAAAGGAUGAGCAGGAUUAAUCAGUAGGCAACAAAUAAUGGCAGCAGCUACGGGGCAUCCUGUACUCUCCAAAUUGCAGUUUGCCCCCUUUACCAGUGCUUUGGAUGUUGGAUUCUGGCAUGAGUUGACCCAGAGGAAGCUGAAUGAGUACCGGCUGGAUGAAGCUCCCAAGGACAUUAAGGGUUAUUACUACAAUGGUGAUUCUGCCGGGCUGCCAGCUCGCUUAACAUUGGAGUUCAGUGCUUUUGACAUGAGUGCUCCUACCCCAGCUCACUGCUGCCCGGCUGUUGGAACACUGCAUAACACCAACACACUCGAGGCUUUCAAGGCUGCAGAUAAGAAGCUACUUUUGGAACAAGCAGCAGAUGAGAUAUGGGAAUCCAUAAAAUCGGGCACUGCCCUCGAAAACCCUGUCCUCCUCAACAAGUUCCUCCUCUUGACAUUUGCAGAUCUAAAGAAGUACCACUUCUACUAUUGGUUUUGCUCCCCUGCUCUCUGCCUUCCAGAGAGUAUACCCCUCAUUCAGGGGCCAGUGGGCUUGGAUCAAAGGUUUUCACCAAAACAGAUUCAAGCCCUUGAGCAUGCCUAUGAUGAUCUUUGUCAAACAGAAGGAGUCCCAGCGCUACCUUACUUCUUGAUCAAGUAUGAUGAGAACACAGUACUGGUUUCCUUGCUUAAACACUACAGUGAUUUCUUCCAAGGUCAAAGGACAAAGAUAACAGUCGGUGUGUAUGAUCCCUGUAACUUAGCCCAGUACCCUGGAUGGCCUUUGAGGAAUUUUUUGGUCCUAGCAGCCCACAGAUGGAGUAGCCGUUUUCAGUCUGUUGAAGUCCUCUGCUUCCGGGACCGCACCAUGCAGGGGGUGAGAGACGUCGCCCACAGCAUCAUCUUCGAAGUGAAGCUUCCAGAAAUGGCAUUUAGCCCAGAUUGUCCUAAAGCAGUCGGAUGGGAAAAGAACCAGAAAGGAGGCAUGGGACCGAGGAUGGUGAACCUCAGUGAAUGUAUGGACCCUAAAAGGUUAGCAGAGUCAUCAGUGGAUCUAAAUCUCAAAUUGAUGUGUUGGAGAUUGGUCCCCACUUUGGACUUAGACAAGGUUGUGUCUGUCAAGUGUCUGCUGCUUGGAGCUGGCACCUUGGGUUGUAAUGUAGCUCGGACAUUAAUGGGUUGGGGCGUCAGACACAUCACAUUUGUAGACAAUGCCAAGAUCUCGUACUCCAAUCCUGUGAGGCAGCCUCUCUACGAAUUCGAAGAUUGCCUAGCAAGUGGUAAGCCCAAGGCCCUGGCUGCAGCAGACCGGCUCCAGAAAAUAUUCCCCGGAGUGAAUGCCAGAGGGUUCAACAUGAGCAUCCCCAUGCCUGGACACCCAGUGAACUUCUCUAGCGUCACCCUGGAGCAAGCCCGCAGGGAUGUGGAGCAGCUGGAGCAGCUCAUCGAAAGCCAUGAUGUCAUUUUUCUGUUGAUGGACACCAGGGAGAGCCGCUGGCUGCCUGCUGUCAUUGCUGCAAGCAAGAGAAAGCUGGUCAUCAAUGCUGCCUUGGGAUUUGACACAUUUGUUGUCAUGAGACACGGCCUGAAGAAACCUAAGCAGCAGGGAGCUGGGGACUUGUGUCCCAGCCACGCUAUGGCACCUGCGGACCUCCUGGGCUCGUCGCUUUUUGCCAACAUCCCCGGCUACAAACUUGGCUGCUAUUUCUGCAAUGACGUGGUGGCCCCAGGAGAUUCAACCAGAGACCGGACCUUGGACCAGCAGUGCACUGUGAGUCGUCCAGGAUUGGCCAUGAUUGCGGGAGCCCUGGCAGUGGAAUUGAUGGUUUCUGUUUUGCAGCAUCCAGAAGGGGGCUACGCCAUUGCCAGCAGCAGUGACGACCGCAUGAAUGAGCCUCCAACCUCUCUUGGGCUUGUGCCUCACCAGAUCCGAGGAUUUCUGUCACGGUUUGAUAAUGUCCUUCCUGUCAGCCUGGCAUUUGACAAAUGUACAGCUUGUUCUUCCAAAGUUCUUGAUCAAUAUGAACGAGAAGGAUUUAAUUUCCUAGUGAAGGUGUUUAAUUCUUCACAUUCCUUCUUAGAAGAUUUGACAGGCCUUACAUUGCUGCAUCAGGAAACUCAAGCUGCUGAGGGCCUGGUCAGCCAGCAUCACUAUGCUCUCUUGCUCUUGAAAUGUCUUUAAGAAUAGACUGGCUUCUAAUAAAAUAUAUGGGAAUGAGAUUUCUGAUGAAUAAUUCAUGAUUCCAUCUCCAGACUUAUAAUGGGAAAAGGGCAGGUAAGAGAUAACUUUUUUCUUCCUGGCCCUUACUUUUCCCUAAAUUGUAAAGAGAAAUUAAGAGCUUGCCACUAUUACCUUUAUUCAGCUGUCUGGUGAAAAAAUAAAUUCAAUGCUAAACUGGAAGCAUUGAAUUGUAUUUAUAUCUUAUUGUUACAGGACAAAAAUCAUUGAGUUCCCAAUUACAAAUACAGUAAACUGCUGUGGGUUUGUUUUGUUUUUAAUUUUGCUACUAAACUUAAGGCCUUUGUGUUUAUCUUACCUUAAUCUUCCUUGGGAGAGGCCAUACCUAAUUCUGCUUAGCAUUUUAUUAAAAGGAAAGAAAUGUGGCUUUUAAAAAGAUUUUUA